ACCGUUCUGGUGCCGCGCGGCACGUUCCGUCGCUGCGCAGGCCGGGCAGGGCCGGCGGACAUCUCGUUCCACCUCAGCGCGCCCCGCCGGGCGGUGCGGGGCGUUACCCGGCUGCCCCGCCGCAAAGAGCCCAUCCCGCAGCCCCGCCAUGCGGCGCCGGGCCCGGCGGCUGCUCCGCCCGGGUUGCCCGGGCAGCGGCGAGGAGGCCGCCGCCAUGAGCAAGAAGCGGCUGCAGCAGCUGGUGGAGUCGCUGAGCCGCUCGGCCAAGCACUUUAAUAGAGGUGAAGUGGAAUGCCUCAUCAGGCUCUUCGACAAGCUGGUGAGUGCGUCCCACAGCCGCUUCGCUGCGGUCGGCUUCGAUCGGAACAUGUUCCGCGACACCCUGCACCGCGCCUUUGGCAUGACGGAUGACGUGGUCAUGGACAGAGGUGAGGUCGGCGGGCUCGGCAGGGCCAUGGGCUUCGUUUGUAACGCUUGGGCAGUCCUGAACAACGAUCUCUACAACAGUUCCCUUGAAGACUUCCCAGUGUUCCGCACUUUCGAUAAAGACAAUGAUAAUUGCAUCAGUGUGGUGGAAUGGGUGGAAGGCUUGUCGGUUUUUCUUCGAGGGACACUGGAAGAAAGGAUUAAAUAUUGUUUUGAGGUUUAUGACCUGAAUGGUGAUGGAUAUAUUUCAAGAGAGGAAAUGUUUCAAAUGCUGAAAAACAGCCUUCUCAAACAACCGUCAGAAGAAGAUCCUGAUGAGGGAAUUAAGGACUUGGUAGACAUAGCACUGAAGAAAAUGGACUAUGACCAUGACGGCAAGCUUUCUUUUGCGGACUUUGAAGAAGCUGUCAAAACUGAAAAUCUUCUCUUAGAAGCCUUUGGACCAUGUUUGCCGGACAUAAAGGUAUCUCUGGUAGCUGUGGACCAAUAAUGAUGUCAGUACUGCCCACAUUUGUUUCAGCGAGGACAGAUUUGUUACCCUCUUCUCUCUUCCUCUUACGUUCCUGCAGGUGAGUUGGACGAGGCAUAAACCUGUCAGUUCCGUUAUCAGCUGGAACUGUUCUUUGCUGCAUUAAAGCUACUGGUGAAGCACA
This is a messenger RNA of Numida meleagris (helmeted guineafowl), 1079 nucleotides long. RefSeq names its product EF-hand calcium binding domain 1 (gene CLXN). The record is from RefSeq and is a predicted model, not a curated record. Lineage: Eukaryota; Metazoa; Chordata; Aves; Galliformes; Numididae. The transcript is spliced from 6 exons. Gene Ontology annotation, molecular function: calcium ion binding. Bases 149 to 916 code for a protein of 255 amino acids.